This is a messenger RNA of Columba livia (rock pigeon), 8974 nucleotides long. It is a transcript of the gene CBX6, whose product is annotated as chromobox 6. Gene Ontology annotation, cellular component: PRC1 complex; chromatin. The coding region runs from base 53 to 1273 and encodes 406 amino acids. The record is from RefSeq and is a predicted model, not a curated record. Lineage: Eukaryota; Metazoa; Chordata; Aves; Columbiformes; Columbidae. Gene Ontology annotation, biological process: negative regulation of transcription by RNA polymerase II. Gene Ontology annotation, molecular function: chromatin binding. The transcript has 5 exons.
GGCGGGCGGGCGGGAUUAUUAUGGGCUGUGGGCGCCGCCGCCGAGGAGCAAGAUGGAGCUGUCUGCAGUAGGGGAGCGCGUCUUCGCCGCCGAGUCCAUCAUCAAGCGGCGCAUCCGAAAGGGGCGCAUCGAGUACCUGGUGAAAUGGAAAGGCUGGGCCAUCAAGUACAGCACCUGGGAGCCCGAGGAGAACAUCCUAGACUCCCGCCUCAUCGCCGCCUUCGAGCAGAAGGAACGAGAACGUGAGCUGUAUGGGCCCAAGAAGAGAGGACCUAAGCCUAAAACUUUUCUCCUGAAGGCUCGGGCCCAAGCGGAGGCCCUCCACAUUGGGGAUGUACACUUUUCUGUCAAGCCUGGUUCUAGCACCUCCUCUCCCAAGCUCCACUCCAGCGCCGCGGUGCAUCGGCUCAAGAAAGACAUCCGGCGAUGCCACCGCAUGUCCCGGCGUCCCCUGCCCCGUCCAGACCCCCAGAACGGUGGGAGCGUGGGUGGUGGGGCUGGCAUCCGUCCUCCCGUCUCGCCCUUCUCGGAGACCGUCCGUAUCAUCAACCGUAAGGUGAAACCCCGUGAGCCCAAGCGGAGCCGCAUCAUCCUCAACCUCAAAGUCAUUGACAAAGGUGGGAAGCCAGCCAACGGGGCUGGGGGCCUCGCUCGGCCCAAGAUCCCGUCCCGAAACCGCGUCAUUGGCAAGAGCAAAAAGUUCAGCGAGAGUGUCCUGCGCACCCAGAUCCGUCACAUGAAGUUUGGCGCCUUUUCACUCUACAACAAGCCAUCCACUGCACCUGCCCCUUCUCUGGAGGGCAAAGGGGAGGCUGAAGGCUCCCAGGCGGCAUCCUGCGGGCUCAUGAUGAGCUCCACACCUUAUGAUGCCCCCAGCUCUAGCUCCUCUGGCUGCCCAUCACCUGCCCCCCACUCCUCCUCUGACCCAGAUGAUUCUCCUCCGAAGCUGCUCCCCGAGACCCUCAGCCCAGCCAUCCCCGACUGGCGCGAGUCGGAGGUCCUCGACCUCUCGAUCCCACCUGAGUCAGCCGCCACCAGCAAGCGUUCUCCCUCAGGAGGGUGCGGCGGGGGGCAGACACCCUCCUUGUCCCUUUCCUCUUCUGACCCGGAGCAGGAGGCCGGCGACUGGCGUCCCGAAAUGUCCCCUUGCUCUAACGUGGUGGUCACAGAUGUUACCAGCAACCUCCUCACCGUCACCAUCAAGGAGUUCUGCAACGCAGAGGAUUUUGAGAAGGUGGCGGCAGGCGGUGGUGGCGGAGGAGGCAGCAAGUGAGCAGCCAGGUUCCCCCCAGCUCCAGGGGCAUGGGGGGAGGCGUACCUGUGAGAGGUCGUGGUGCGAAUGGCUGUCCUUGGUUCUCUCCUUCUCCCCUUGGCUGUCCCUCUGCCCUUACUGCCACCCUUCCUUCUCCUUUCCUCCUGCCCUGCUCCCUUUUGUCUGGAGGCUGGAGGGUGUCAGUGGGGGGGAAGUGGGGCACCCACCAUUCCUGGGUGUCCCUGCUGCUCAGAGGAGAGGCAGGGAGGGUCGUGGUGGGGCUGGGGAGUGGUUGUUUGUCCUUGAAUGUGGUGUGGUCCAAUGGGCGGUGAAGCCUUUCGGGAUGAGGGAUGGGUGAGCGUGUCUGUGUGCCUGUGGGGGUGGUGGGGAAGGUGCUCUUCCCUCUCCUUCCCCUUCCGUCUGUGACAAGAAAUCAAGAGGAGCUUUAGACCCUUGAGGGGAGGAUGUAAGAGGCUUGAAGCCCUUGCCCACACCCCCCAAAUCUUCUCCCACAAUGUGCAUGCAGUCUCUUCCAUUCCUAUGUUUCCCCCUAGCCAUGACUCCAAUCCUGCCAUCCUUCUGCUUCUUGGCUUCUGGCCUGGAUCUGCCAUCUCCUCUGCUGUCCUCAUGGCAGUGGUUGAUCCAGAUGCCUUCAGAGCAAGGGGAAGAGGGGCAGGUGAAGCGUCAUACCUGGAAGGUGCUUGAGACAAAGCUGGGGUGACAGGGGGGUGCCCCAUGCAGCAUACACCCUGUAUUGGCUUCCCCUUUCCUUUGACUAUUGGUGCUACCUUGGCAGUUGUAUGGGCAUUUUCAGGUGGCCUGGUCCCUCCUCCUCUCCUGCAUCUUCCAACUUGCUCAGCUUGGUAGGGGGAAGGGAAGAAAAAUGGGAGCCUGCUUCUGGCCCAGAUCUUCCUCCUGGUGUUCAUCACUUGCACUUGCUUGAGGGACAGGCCUCCCCCUGGCCUUACCAUGGUGGAAGUGGGCCAUGCAUCCAUCUUUCAGUUUGGGGGAAGAUAGGCCAACAGCGUGAUGCUGCCCCAGCCAGGUGAGGCUCGUCUCCUGCCUUGCACAUGGGCUUCCUCCAACUCCUUUUGCUUCCCCAGCACCCUUGGAAGGAGGGAUGGAUGGAUGCUAAGGUGGGUUGUUUGCUCCUCCUGCUUCCUUUUGUCUCUCGGGCUCUCCCUUCCAUGUGGUGGAUGGCCUGGAAGAGGAUUCUCCUCUGUCCUUUCAGCAUCUGAAAUAGCCCUUAAAACUGUCAACCAAAGGUGCUAAUAAGAAAUAACUGUCUCACAUCGUACAUGUGUGCGCUGGAUCUCUUCCCCCAGAGCUCCUGUGAGCUGAUCUAGAAAUUUCUUCUCUUCACCCCUAGCAAGUAGGAGCGAGCAAGACCACAGCUUGCCGUUCUUCACCCACAGCUCCCUCCUUCCCUGGCCACCCUUGUUCACAUCCAGAAUAAGCUCUCUUUCACCUGCCGUUUCUGGCUUGUUUCAUUUCUGCAUGGGUCCUGAGUUUCAUGGUGAGAUGCUGUUCCUGUGCUCUCCCUUCUGCCCCUACUCGCACAUGGCUUGGCCCAUAGGGGCGAGGAAAAGAGGUGCUGAUCAAUCAAGGGAGAGCCUCACCGUCUCAGCCCUGUCCCCUGUAUUUGGGAUGGGCAAAAGGGUGUUGCUUAUACAUAACACGGUCAGAGGUGAAAAGGGUGGAAAAAAGUUCCCCCACGCUGGGGCUCAGCUACUUACAAACAUGCCCCAGGUGGGUGAACAUGGGUGGAAUUAUCCCCUCUGGUGCUUCCACAUGAGGGUGCUCCGGAGCUGCUGGCUGAGGAGUGCUCUCAUGUGGAGUAGUGAUUUUUGUGGUUUCGGUGGUCUGAGGGUAGAAGGGAGGCAGUUUGUGGGAGAGAAGUAAUAUUUGUCUGCCCAAGGAGUGUUGUUGGGGCGGUAGGGGAAUAGACCAGCUUCUGACCUUAAUUAGGGCUUGUGUGCCCACAGCUUGUCUCUUCCCCGCCUCCCGUGCCUGGGUUGGUGUAAUAAAAUCCUUGCUGCCCUCCCCACAAGCCUUGCCUUGCAGCGGGUGGAGUUCAAAGCCGUGGGGCACAGAGAAUUCACACCAGCUGCAGCCCAGUGUCUGCACAGACAGUCCGAGGGGGAUUCCAGGUGCUGUUAGUGCCACCCUUUGCACGCCUCUUUCUUUUUCUUUCCUUGGUUAAAGAGCUUAGUGGACUCUCUGGGGAUGCUGCUGCAUUCACAGCUGAAGCUAGGGGUACAGAGAAAGAGAUUUCCUUGAUCCAUUCACCAAGCUAAGGCUUCCUAUAACUUGUUGGACUUGUGUGUGUGUCUGUAUUAAUAACUGCCUGUAUUUUUUGUGUCUUUAUUUUGCAUCUUUCCUGUGCCUGGCACACCCGGGGAUCCCUUAUUUUAGCGUAGCCUAUCCAUUUGACUGCAGCUUCAAAGAUGAGCAGUUUGUAGGCAUAGGGAAAAGCUCUUUCUUAGGGAAAUCUCGAGGAGAUUCUUCUCUACCCCCCCCAACACCUUUCUCAACAAGAACUAGUUUGUGGCUGUGAGAUAAGAGGAGCUCCUUUGUGGGGUGGAUGCAAACUGGCCAGUCACUUUAGGUUGUUAAGUUGCUAUUUGGUGUGUAUGUGGUGAUGUGUUUUGUUUCGUGGUAUUGAGGUUCUGAAAAAAAAUAUUGAAGCGUUUAAGUGGGAGAUAAAAGGGAACUUUAAUAGGAAACUCUUGAUGUGUUUUGGCCAAGAUGUGUUGGCUUGGCAGAAUUCUUUUCCCCAGUGUCUCUUGUAUGGUGUUCUUUGGGGGCAGGGGACAGGAAUUGUUUAAUCGAAGGGUUUUUGCCUUUCUCCAGAGUGACAAGCAAGGGGACUGUCUGUGAAGAGCAAAACAGUGGGUCGUUGUAGGGAUACUCCGUGAGGACCUUCUUCCUGUGGCGAGGAGACGAGGGGACUUGUUGUGGCAGAGGAACUCGUGCAGUAGAUCCUCUUUGUGGAGGAAGAAAGGAGUAUGAUCCGGCUUGCAGACACAGCUCGACUGCUUGUGUGACGAAUCUCUCCCUGGUCACCAGGUGGGAGAACCAAACCCUGAACCUCUGGAUCCGAAAUGAGGAUCCUGUGCUGGUUUGAGUUAGACAUUCGCUAACUUGAAUGCAGCAGCAGCCUCAAGUUCCCUCAGGUGGACAAGCCACUUGGGGCUGACUAACCUACCUUCGUAUUCACGUGGGUUACACUCCUCCUUCUGAAUUUUUGCCCUUGCUCCUUAAUGGAGGUGGGAAAGAAGAUCCAUCCAUGCCCUUUAAAAAAGGGCAUGGGAUUGAGGGAGGAGUUUAUUUGAAAGUAUCCCCUUCCCUUCCCCGUAACCCCUAGAAAAAAGAAACAAAAACAGGGAAAUAUUCUCUGUGUCUGUGCCAUGUUUGUUCUCUUGUCGUCGUGUUUUUAGAGGAGAUUUUAUGAUGGAGUGGAAAAAGUGAAAUGAUUAGUUUUGCAUAAAAAAAGAAAAGUUUAAAAAAAAUUUCUACAGGGAGAGAGUGAGAGAGAGUUUAAAAAUGAAUAAUAAAUGCAGUGAUUGCACAAACUGUAGUGGUAUUAGAUGGUCCUUAGAGAAAAGAGUAUUUUGUAGUAUCGAAGCAUGUGUGUCUGGGAUGGUGUUUGGCUUGCUUGAACUGGAGGGAAAGGCAUUCUGGGACUGAGCAGCGAUCUCUGAGCUGAAAAGGCAAGUUGCAUGUUGGAGGAACCCUGUCUACAAACCCUUCCCGUCCUUGCCUCCCAAGUGUUGGAGUGAGUUCCCUUCCCUCCCAUACCUCUCCUGUGAGCUAAGGUGGAGUCUCCAAGUGGUUUUCCAGCUGAGCAGCCCUCAGAAGGCCGGUUGCAUUCUGCCAGAACGUGGAUUGGGCCAGCGACGUGGAAACAGUUGACUUACUUUGCAUGCACAGCAAGCUGCUAAGAUUUGGGGUUGGCAUGUACAUUUCCUUGCCAAGUCACUGUCUCUUCUCUUUUUCCCUCCCCCAUAUCCAAGUGGGGUAAAACACAGUGGGCUUAUCUCCCGGGAAGCAGAUACGCCUCCCCUCUAUAGGGUCUCUUAGCUUCUUCCAGCAUCAGGUGGCGAGUGGCAUUUUUCCGUAUAGGAUUCACCACAUCAGGACAGAGAACGAAGUCUGCAGUCUGACAUCCUAUCUCUGACAGCUGUCGGAUCUUCAGAGGUGGAUGAGAGGGCUGUCUUGUGUGCUCUGAAGGUGUUGCCGAGUGAGGAAUGACCCUCUUCUUGAGGCCAGCAAAUGCUGGAGGUUUUGGGGAGUGCCCCAAUAGGACUGUGCUCGAGUAGGGCUGCUGCCUUCUGCUCUGGCUUCCUGCGGGGUGGUGGGGAAGAGCUGCCCGAACAUUUCUUCAAAGCAAGAAGGCAGCUCUUGUGUGCUGGCUUCCUCAUCCAAGGUGUCUCUGCUGGGCAUUCAUCUGGUACGUAGGGUGACUGCAGGGAAGAGGAAAGCCACCAGAUGUUGGUGUCUGAACAGAAGGUGGCAGGCAGGGGACACUAGGACAGCUUUUCUUGUCUGGACUUCUCUGGUGCCCUUGGCUUUGUGGCGGCAGGUGACAGAUGUCUCGAUGCCUUCCAUAGCCUGGGCUGCUUAUGGAAACUUCUUCUCCCUCUGCCCAUUGAGCUCUGUCAGUGCUUCCCACGGCCUUUAGCUUGGUGUGGCAGCCUCCUGUCUCCUGCUGUCUCCUCGCUGAGCAGAGCGGGACUGGGGAGGCGUGAAAAUAAUGAGAUGCAAGCUCCUUCUGGGAUGGAAAACAGAGAAAUAGUGUGGUGAGCAGGCCCAGCUGUGGUGAGCCACUGCUUAAUUUCUGUUUUCAGAAGAGAAAGGGAGCAUUUCUCUGCGUCUCCCCUUACUGAAGUUCCCAGGGAGAUUUUAUGAUAUAAACAAAGGAAAAAAAAAAACCAAAAACAAAAAACACAAAAACAAACCCACAAUCCUACUUUUUACCAGGUAGGAGCUGUCUCUGAGCUGAGUCUUCCUAGGGAUUUCACUCCCUUUCCCAGCCCCUCUUUGUAGAGGAGGUUUUGGCAGCUCCCGGUGUUUGGAGAUGAUCACCUUCCUGAGGACCUCCUGGCACAGAGAGGUUACCGUGCUGAAGGAUGAUGUCCCAAAACCCUUCACGCUUCUGCCCACAUCAGCUGUGGCAUUACUGAGGCUUCUCAGGAGCAGGUCCUUUUUCCCAGGGAGGUGUAACAAACCUGGAGUGCGUGUCUGGCUAAGUGCUUCUUUUUUCCCUUCGCCUCCUUCCCUACCUUCCAACAAGACCUUUUUCCUCCUUGCCUGGCACAUCCUUUUACUCCAAUGUCGCUUGCUUUUGCUGCAUUUUUCAAUUGCCCAAUAAUCGUGCAAGAGCUGGGAUCUUAUUUACUUUUUAUAUAUAAAUAUAUAAAAAUAAAAGAAGAAACCUUCCCCCCUCUCCCCGCUUUUCCCCCAGUCUCACCCCCCGCGCAGCCUUCCUGAUGUCCUCUCUGAAGGCAGUGAUGCUGUAGAGGGUUGAUUUGGGGCUGGGGAUUCGGUGCCUCCUGGGUUCUGUUCCCUCUUGGCUUGCUGUGGCCUUUCUGCCAGCCAUGUCACUGCCCGCUGCCUCGUCUCCCUCACACGAAGGGGGCGGUGGGCGGAUGGGACCAUCCUGCCGAGGGUGCUGGCAGCCCGACCUGGCCAUGUUUGCACAGAGGAGCGCCGGAGGAGUGCCAAGUACUGCUUCAGAAACCCCCCUCUCCCUCUCCGUGCUUCCUUCCCGAGGUAACUCCAGCAAAUAUCUUAACUGCAUCAAUGCUUUGGGGUUGAGCGAGUAAGUGGCUUCAUUUUCUUCUGUUUUUUAGGUCCUUCCCCAGAGUGCAAAGUGUGUAGUUUCUUUUUGGGCGUGUAGACGGGAGGAGAUGUUUGGAGUCUUAUCUCCAUCCUCACCUUUGCCCUUCCGUCCUCUACUUCUCUCUCCUUUCCAUGUUUCCCUGUAUCAAACUGACGUGUCUAGUGGGGUCUGUGCCCUUGUCUGCGCAGCAGCCUUGAGGUGCCCUGUGUCCCACCUGCCUCGCUCAUAAGGACAUCACAGAGCCCUGAGCUCUUCUUUCUCCCUUUCUUUAAAUGUCUCCUUCCAGGAAUGAAGGGAGAUGUAGUCAGUUUGCCCUUCCCAUAUGUUGGUGGGCAGCUUCUGGCAGCUUUUCUGUCCCUUACAGCUUCUGUAAGGUGGGAAGUGAUGGUCUCCAGGACCGUUGGAGGAGUGGGGGUGUCCUCUGUGCUCCCAGGUCAAGCAGAGCAGGGCAGUGGGCAGCAAGCACCGUGCUGCAGCGUAGGGAGGAAGCGAGGUGACAGAAGAGCAGCCAGAUGCAGUCAAGGUGGAUACCAUUGUCAGCAGCAGCUUAGAAAAUAGAUAUAUCUGAUGGUAGGGAAAGGGCUUGGUCAGGAUAAGUAGCUGAAGUGUUAAUUCCCAUUGCAGGUCCCUGGUUCUUGACUUCGUUCUUGCUCAGCCAAGCACUUAGAGCUUGCACUAACGCGUGGGAGCACGGCUGGGUGUGCAUCAAAGCACUUCAUGGGGCUCUGGGGCGUUGUAGGACUAGCAGGGCCCCAUCGUGCCCCCGAGCAGCCCCUCAGCUGUGCCCCGCUGUCGGGGGUGCUGAGGUUUCCUCCUGGGCAGAGCAGCAGGUCGGUUGCUCUUUAGCUGUCCUGGAGGGAACCUGCUGCUUCCAGCCCCUGGGCUGCAUAGGGGGAUGUUUUCUUAGGUCAAGUUCUCAAACAGAACAACAAAAAAAGUAUUCAUUGUGGUGACUUUCUUCAGGAAAAAAGUUGUGCCCAUGCCUUCCCCAAGCUAAUCAACUUGGUUAUGUUGUCCUCUUCCUCUUCUCCUCUCCCCUGCCAUUAAGCCUUGUACGCUCAAGAAUAGAGGACUAUCUCUAUUUUGGGAUAUUUUUUUCCCUGUUUGUUUGCUUUUUGGACAGCAAGUUGUCCGGUGGUGGUGGAGGGCAGGGGCCUGCCUCAUCUGUUCCUUCCUUUCACCUUCCCCAGUGCCAAGCUUAGCCUCAAAUCCUGAAGAUUCCUGCAAAUACUGAACUCCGAGCAGGCGAGUUACCCCACUGAGCUCUGUGGUACUUGGGUGCUUCAGAUUCUGCCUGUGCUUGAGUUUUGGCAGCAUCAGAGCCUUAUCCUUUCUCUUAGAGAAGGUCAGACCUAACUCCUAGAGUGCUGAGGGUUCUGGUGCAACCCACCUGGUUCUUUAUUUCCCCUCACCUGGCAUACAGAGUGAAGGUGGUAAUUUUUUUUUUUAAUUUAAAAUAAACCUAAAUAUGUAUCUUGUAAUUUUUUUAUUUUGAAAAAAAUGCAUUUAAGGAUUGUGCACGGAUGAAUUGUAUAUCUAUUUUUUUUUUGUUCUUGCAAUUUUCAUUUAAAUAUAGUGUUUGUUCAGUUUUGUUUUGUUUUUUUUUAAUCCAGUUCCCAGCUGGCUAAACUCUGUCUAGAGCGGAUGGGUGGGAGGCGUAGCCACUGGAGGGGUGAUUGAAUCAGCCCUUCCCCUGGUGCUUCCCACAAGAAAAUGGUUUGCUCCAGGUUUGGGGGUGGGGGUUGUGCUGAUUACUCUUGUAUUCUUGUACAUUUUGUUCUUUCUGCUGCUCUUGGAUAUUGUAUCAAUGCCAGAAAUGGGGAGUUAAAAAAAUAAAAAAAUUAAAAUUAACCCCAAUAAAUUGUUACAUUCCAAAA